Molecule: messenger RNA, 369 nt
Organism: Seminavis robusta
Lineage: Eukaryota; Bacillariophyta; Bacillariophyceae; Naviculales; Naviculaceae
Source: the annotation of a GenBank genome assembly
AUGGCCAUUCUUUGCGGAAAAUCUGCAUGUACAUUCAUCCCAAGGACAUCCGUUUUCGUGUGCGUACCGAAGGAUUUCCAAAUGACCUUUUCCCGCAGCUUCGCGGCAUGUAAGAUCUGUCCACAAACAGCCACACUCACGUGCAUAUUUGAGACAUUCCAAAUGACCACCUUUAGCAGCACCGGCGCAUGUGUCCUCAUACCAAGGACACCCGUUUUCAUGGGCGUAUUUCAGGAUUUCCAAAUGGCCAUUUCUGGCAGCAUGGCUACAAGUCCAUCCAUCCCAAGGACAGCCCUCUUCAUGGGCAUACUUGAGGAUUUUCAAGUGCCCAUACUCCGCAGCAUACAGGAUGACUUCUUUUACCGCUGA